AUGAAACCAACAAAUACAGUUAGCAUGAAUCAGAACUCAAGUUUGGAUGCUUUGACCAAUGAUCAUCAUCAUGUAUCUGUCCGUUCCAGUCAGUGUGGAGUUGCCCCAGAGAAGCAUGUUACACAAAAUGCAGAGACAAAACUUGAAACUGGAAAGGCUGAAAAGCGCAAAUACAAACGCAAAAGGGAGAUGAAUUUGCCUCGGCGUGCUUCAAAUCGUCUUGCUGGAAUUAAGGCUGAUCCAGUUCAAGAUCUUGAAACAAUAUAUGGAACAAGACGAGUUGCUAAGAAGCGUAAGGGAAAAUUUUAUUUUUUACCUUGCGAGUUCCGACGUACGUUUGAAGAAUACUCUUUUGCCCAGCCGCUUGACGAGCUACUAUCAGAGCCAUGUAUUAAAUUUGCAGUAGAAACUCUCACCGGAGUAAAGCUUGAAAAAUAUUAUUCCCACACGCCUUCUCAAGUCCUGCACAAUAGUGAUGCUGGAGAAGAGGGGUGCAAGAAAGUGUUAUUACUUCCAGAAAACCAAUAUGCUGCUACUGCUGAAAUUGGUGAAAUUGGUAAAGGGAAAGAGAAUUCCGGAGUUUCUUCUGAAAUGCCACUUUAUGCUUCUUUUAUGGAUCCGCGUGUAGAAUAUUCAAUACAAACUCAGCACUAUCCCUUUAGACACUAUCUUUAA
This is a messenger RNA of Sphenostylis stenocarpa, 675 nucleotides long. The record is from the annotation of a GenBank genome assembly. Lineage: Eukaryota; Viridiplantae; Streptophyta; Magnoliopsida; Fabales; Fabaceae.